AACUAUCCAGGCUGUCGUCUAAAUUUAUGCCAAAGACUACAUGCUGUAUUACAUCGCUGCUUACAGUGACUGAAACUUCAUCUGUUGCUUAGAGAGCUAUUCUCCUAUUCUGCUGAUCCAAGGCUCAACCACAGCCAUGGAGGUGGCCCUGGUGAACUUUGAGAGCCUGGAGGACAUUGAUGCCAGCCUUGAUGAUGAGGACACCUAUACUGAUGAGACCUUGGGUCUCGCAGUGGACAUGCCUCCUGAGCCAAACAGCCCAGACAUUGAUUACCUUCUACGAGCUCCCCAGCUUUCCUCCACACCUUCCCAGUACAGCCCUGUGCCAUCCUACAUUUGGGAAUCCACCUCAUCUUCACCGAUUCCACAGACUCAUACACUGUGUGUACCCCAGUCUCCAGUCCUGCUAGCCCCAGGCCGAGCGGGUCGCAGUAGCUGUGCAAGCAUGAUUUCUAACUGGAAAUUGCUGUUAAGCAGUGAGGGAGUGAAGGAGAGUGAGACAAUCUUCAGUCGGCUCACCAAAGAGUGCUGUGAGGACCUGUUUGUAGAUAAACGAGGGCUGGAUGAUGGAGACCAGAAAGUCAUCAUCAACAUAGCCGGCCUCCGUUUUGAGACACAGCUCAAAACACUGGACCAGUUUCCUGAAACACUCUUAGGAGAUCCGUUGAAGAGGAUGGACUACUUUGAUCCAAUGCGGAAUGAGUACUUCUUUGAUCGGAAUCGGCCGAGCUUUGACGGGAUCUUGUAUUACUACCAGUCUGGGGGGAAAAUCCGAAGACCAGCUAAUGUGCCACUUGAUGUGUUUGCUGAUGAAAUUGUGUUCUAUGAGCUUGGCCAAGAAGCCUUGGAGCAGUUCAGAGAAGAUGAAGGAUUCAUAAAAGACGUUGAUAUCCCACUUCCAACUAAUGAAAUGCAUAGGCAAUUCUGGCUUCUGUUUGAGUACCCAGAGAGCUCCAACGCUGCUCGCGGUGUAGCUCUGGUGUCCGUCCUGGUCAUUGUGAUAUCCAUUAUUAUAUUUUGCAUGGAAACACUUCCAGAGUUCAGAGAUGAUGCUGACACAGUUGUGACCACCCCAGUCCAACUUGUCAACCAGUCCAGCAGUUUCUCCUCUGCUUCUCUUCCUGGUGUAAAGCUCACAACCUUCUCUGAUCCCUUCUUUUUCAUUGAGACUGCCUGUAUUGCCUGGUUUGCCUUUGAGCUGUGCGUUAGAUUUGUGGUCUGUCCCAGUAAAAGUGAGUUUUUCCACAACCUCAUGAACAUGAUUGACAUCAUAUCCAUUAUUCCUUACUUUGUGACUGUCGUCACAGAAACAUUCACGACACCACAAGAGAAUUCUGGACAGAACAUGUCUUUAGCUAUUCUGCGUAUAAUCCGACUAGUCAGAGUGUUCCGCAUAUUCAAACUCUCACGCCAUUCUAAGGGGCUUCAAAUCUUGGGGCAGACUUUGAAAGCCAGCAUGCGAGAGCUCGGUUUGCUUAUCUUCUUCCUCUUCAUUGGAGUGAUCCUCUUCUCGAGUGCUAUUUACUUUGCUGAAGUUGAUGAGCCCAGCACGCAGUUUGUCAGCAUUCCUGAUGGCUUCUGGUGGGCUGUGGUCACUAUGACCACUGUAGGCUACGGAGACAUGUGUCCCAUUACUGUGGCAGGUAAGAUUGUUGGAACUUUGUGUGCGAUCGCAGGGGUACUGACGAUUGCGUUGCCCGUUCCUGUCAUCGUUUCCAACUUCAACUACUUCUACCACAGAGAGACGGAAGCAGAGGACAAGCUUCCCAUGGCAGAAGCUCUUGAGCAAGCAAUGAAGGGUGAAGCAAGCAGCAAACAGGGAAGCAGCACUUCACUCAAUCAAGCCAAUGGUAUUUGGCAGAUUAAAGGAAAUUAACUGUGGAAGAAGAACUAACACGAACUAUUUAAGGUUUCACCACUGAUGAAAUAUUCUUGUGAUUAAAAAUUCAUUAUUCCUGUGGAAAUGUAUGUUUUAUAUUCAAACUAGGCUGCACCAUUUUUUGUUUAAAAUUAUAAAUCCCCCAAAAAUAUGAUUGUGGACUCUUUGUACUUAUGUGUAUAUUUUUUACUCACCUUACGUCAUGUAAAUCCUACAUUGCAGUUUGAAACAUAUUCAUUGUUCAUACCUCAAGCAAUUUUUGGCUCAAAGUUACUGUUAAUAAACCAGCAAGAUUUUUCUUGAUUGGUAAAUGAUAACGGCCUCUUGCAAGAGGUAUCAAAAUUCUUACAUUUUAUGUAUAUCUAAGACAACAUAACCAAAAUUUGGUAGGGAUGUGAAUAUUUGCUGGCUUGAAUAUAUAUUUAUCACACAUAUGUCAAAGUAUUUUCUUUGUUCUUCAGCCUCACUGUUAUUCUCUCAAUAUAUAAAUGUUUAAUGUCUGAUCUGGUCAAAGGUAAGUUAAAUAGCAAGAUAUGUAAAGGAGUUAAAUACAGCAUUGUAUACUCACUCAUUUUUGAGUCAGUGAGACUGGGUUGUCAAUUUUUAUAUUUUAUUAUAUUAUCACAGCAUAUCAAAGUCUGAUUUACCCACUGUGUGGGUGCGGCACAAGCAUCUAUAUUGGCCAAAAAAAACUAACAUUCACAUCAAAUAGUUGUAGAUUUCACUUGUAUCCCAAUCAAAAAAUAUUUUGAUGCUUUUGGUCAGACGUUUGAGAGAAAAAACAUUACAAGUUUUCCCAUUCUCAACAAAUGGGGUCAGGUCUUCAUGAAAACAUUUGCAAAAAUGUCUGUUUAUCUGGUUAUAUCAUAACUUUGAACUAUAGUUGUUAGAUUCUUGUGCUGUUAUGUUUUAUAAAUAAA
This is a messenger RNA of Oryzias melastigma (Indian medaka), 2799 nucleotides long. RefSeq names its product potassium voltage-gated channel subfamily A member 10 (gene kcna10a). The record is from RefSeq and is a predicted model, not a curated record. Gene Ontology annotation, cellular component: voltage-gated potassium channel complex; membrane. Bases 137 to 1876 code for a protein of 579 amino acids. Lineage: Eukaryota; Metazoa; Chordata; Actinopteri; Beloniformes; Adrianichthyidae. The transcript has a single exon. Gene Ontology annotation, biological process: protein homooligomerization; potassium ion transmembrane transport. Gene Ontology annotation, molecular function: protein binding; delayed rectifier potassium channel activity.